Molecule: messenger RNA, 1627 nt
Organism: Cavia porcellus (domestic guinea pig)
Lineage: Eukaryota; Metazoa; Chordata; Mammalia; Rodentia; Caviidae
Gene: Lpl
Product: lipoprotein lipase
Biological process (GO): fatty acid biosynthetic process; very-low-density lipoprotein particle remodeling; triglyceride catabolic process
Molecular function (GO): lipoprotein lipase activity; apolipoprotein binding
Source: RefSeq, marked provisional
AAAAGAUUAUACGGAUAUCGAAAGUAAAUUUGCCCGAAGGACCCCCGAGAACACAGUUGAGGACACCUGUCACCUCAUUCCUGGAGUAACAGAAUCUGUGGCCAACUGCCACUUCAACCACAGCAGCAAAACCUUCAUGGUGAUCCAUGGCUGGACGGUGACAGGGAUGUAUGAGAGCUGGGUGCCGAAACUUGUGGCUGCUCUGUACAAGAGGGAACCAGACUCCAAUGUCAUUGUGGUGGACUGGCUGCGGAGGGCCCAGCACCAUUACCCAGAGUCUGCGGACUACACCAAGCUGGUUGGAGAAGAUGUAGCCAGGUUUAUCAACUGGAUGGAGGAUGAAUUUAAGUACUCUGUGGACAAUGUCCAUCUCUUGGGAUACAGCCUUGGAGCCCACGCUGCUGGCGUUGCUGGGAGUCGGACCAAUACGAAGGUCAGCAGAAUUACAGGCCUGGAUCCAGCCGGACCUAACUUUGAGUAUGCAGAAGCUACCAGUCGCCUUUCUCCUGAUGAUGCACAAUUCGUGGAUGUCUUACACACAUUCACCAGAGGAUCACCAGGCCGAAGUAUUGGAAUCCAGAAACCAGUGGGGCAUGUUGACAUUUACCCCAAUGGAGGCUCUUUUCAACCCGGUUGCAACAUUCAGGAUGCUCUCCGUGUGAUUUCCCAGAAGGGUUUUGGAGAUAUGGACCAACUAGUGAAGUGCUCCCAUGAGCGCUCCAUUCAUCUCUUCAUUGAUUCCCUGUUGAAUGAAGAGAACCCAAGUAAGGCUUACAGGUGCAACUCCAAAGAGGCCUUUGAAAAAGGGCUCUGCCUGAGUUGCAGAAAGAACCGUUGUAACAACGUGGGUUACGAGAUCAACAAGGUCAGAGCCAAAAGAAGCAGCAAGAUGUACCUGAAGACUCGCUCACAGAUGCCCUACAAAGUGUUCCAUUACCAAGUAAAGAUUUACUUUUCUGGGACUGAGACUACCACGUACACCAACCAGGCCUUUGAGAUCUCUCUGUAUGGCACGGUGGCCGAGAGUGAGAAUAUCCCCUUCACCCUGCCUGAAGUGUCCGCGAAUAACACAUACUCCUUCCUGAUCUACACGGAAGUGGACAUCGGGGAGCUCCUAAUGCUGAAGCUGAAGUGGAUCACUGAGUCCUACUUUAGCUGGUCAAGCUGGUGGGGCCGCCCUACCUUUACCAUCGAAAAGAUCAGAGUAAAAGCAGGAGAGACACAGAAAAAGAUCGUCUUCUGUUCCAGGGAGAAAGUGUCGAAGCUGCAGAAGGGAAAAGAGGCUCCAGUGUUCGUGAAAUGCCAUGACAAGUCUCUGAACAAGAAGUCUGGCUGACACCGGGCAAAUAUACAGAAAGAAGAUUAGUACAGAAGCUCUGUGAAGAACAAAAUGAAUUUUACAAAAGAUGUUCAGUGCUUUGGGUGCUUAAAAGUGAAUUUUCCUGAGUAUUAAUCCCAGCUAUCUCCUGCUUAGUUCAAUGAGGAGAAUCUCAAAUACUAAAAAGUGACUAAUUCAAUUCAAGGGCUCUAGUGGGUAAACUGCACAUCCUCCAGCAUUAAAAGAUGGUAAAUGCGAAAAGCUCCGUGUUUUGUCUUUUGAGGGAACAAAAAAUUGUGCCCAUAGUAA